This is a messenger RNA of Aspergillus puulaauensis, 657 nucleotides long. It is a transcript of the gene MOB1, whose product is annotated as Mob1/phocein family protein. Gene Ontology annotation, molecular function: protein kinase activator activity. NCBI's taxonomy places the organism in Eukaryota, Fungi, Ascomycota, Eurotiomycetes, Eurotiales, Aspergillaceae. Gene Ontology annotation, cellular component: nucleus; cytoplasm. The record is from RefSeq and is a predicted model, not a curated record. Gene Ontology annotation, biological process: signal transduction; positive regulation of protein phosphorylation; cell division. The transcript is spliced from 5 exons. Bases 1 to 657 code for a protein of 218 amino acids.
AUGGCUUCAUUCAUCACCACAAUCAAUGCUCGCACGAGAGCGCCUUUCAAGCCGCGCUCAGCGGCUAAGGGCACUACUAGUUAUCAAUUAAGACAGUUUGCGGAAGCGACACUUGGAAGUGGAAGCCUACGGAAGGCUGUAAAGCUUCCUGAGGGUGAGGAUGUGAAUGAGUGGCUAGCUGUCAAUGUGGUCGACUUCUACAACCAGAUAAACCUUCUUUACGGAGCUAUCACCGAAUUUUGCUCGCCGCAGACAUGCCCCGAAAUGAAAGCGACCGAUGAGUUCGAGUAUCUCUGGCAGGAUUCGGAGAAUUACAAGCGCCCGACGAAGAUGUCUGCGCCCGAGUACAUUGAGCAUCUCAUGAGCUGGGUUCAGGGAAAUAUCGACAACGAGCAGAUGUUCCCUAGUCGAUUAGGUGUCCCGUUUCCGAAGGCAUUUUCCAGUCUCGUUCGUCAGAUUUUCAAACGAAUGUACCGUGUAUAUGCUCACGUUUACUGUCACCACUACCCUGUGAUCGUCCAUCUGGGCCUCGAGCCACAUCUCAACACCAGCUUCAAGCACUAUGUUCUCUUCAUCGACGAGCACCGACUUGCGAGCGGAAAGGAUUUCUGGGGCCCGUUGGGAGACCUGGUGGACAGCAUGCUGCGAAGUGACUGA